Acanthoscelides obtectus is the source of this 1395-nucleotide messenger RNA. The record is from the annotation of a GenBank genome assembly. Lineage: Eukaryota; Metazoa; Arthropoda; Insecta; Coleoptera; Chrysomelidae.
AGAACAGCACGCGUAUUCUGUAUCCUCUAAGAAAGAAAUUUCUUUCUAUAAACUCUUUAUCGCACUUUACCCUAUUCUGCAAGAUGAUUCGGCAGCGCUCGGGUUGCACGAAGGCAUUGUUCGGUAUAAAGGAAUAGAAAGACAAAAUUACCUCUUUCUAUUAUUCUUGUCUCUUUUUAACACACGCGUACUUAUUGCAUCUUUGUCGGCAGUCCGCAUGUUGUCUACAUUACGUAAAAGUGGGGUUAACGACGGUUAAUAAUAAUCAUCUACAAUUUAAUACCAAACUACUUAAUUUUUAAAUAACAUUUUCCAGAUAAACGGGAUUUUAAGACUCAUCCUCACCAGUGGAGCACUAUUGUGGACUUUGGAGAAGAGCAUCCCACAAUUUUUAGACCACAAUUCAAGCAUGGUGACGGUGAUGCUAAACAAAAUGCGAUAUGUUGGGAGAAUCUAGUACAAUCAUUGAAUUCGAUGGGAUUUGGGUUUAGGAGUGUGGAGAAAUGGACAAUGGCUGUUGGUAGAUGGAAAUCUAAGGUUAAGGCAAAAGCAGCACAGCUGAGGAUCGAGAGCCAAAAAACUGGUGGUGGCUGUUUAAAUGCUGCUCCGUUAACAGACACAGAGGCGCGACUAAUGAAAUUAAUUGGUUGGAAAUCACGUAGUCUCCUAGACGCCACAUGUUCGUUUGUGUUAGAAACAUCGUGUGAUCUGAUAUGGCCGGUCCGUCGAAAAGAAUUCGUUUUGAGGAUGAUAAGUUUGAAGAAACUGUUCUACAGUGGUAUAAUGAAGUUGAUAGUGAUGCGAGUGAUGUUGACAGUGCGCCAGAAGAUGAAGUUAUUGAAUCUGAACACGACACGGCUUCUGACUUUUCUGAAGAAGACUGUAAUGAAAGGAUCCAUCCGGCCCAUCGCAGCACACCAGCCACUGCCAGAAUUGAAACCCUUCAUAGAAGAAAACACCAGUAAUACUGCAACACCAGAUCCUCAACCUUCUUGCAGCACAGUAUCGAAGUCGCCUCCAACACUAAGGUUACUUAAUCAAGAACCAGCCAGAAAACCGAUAGAGUGCAAGGAGCGUUGGAAAAAUGUGAGAGGACGCUAUACAAAAUACAAAAAUCAGUCAAAACUGCCCUCUGGAUCAGGUGCUAAACAUAUUAAAGAAUACUACUUAGCUAGCCACCUUCGUUUUUUGGACUCUUUCGUGAGGUCACGUCCAAACAAAAGCAACAUUAAGUCUACCCAGGAGGAAGCAAGAGAGAGUGAAGAAGAAAAUCAAGAUGAGGAUAUGGAUGAAAAGUUGGAUGAAACCGAAUCUUCUGGGAAAGAUACACCAAGUACAAAAAUGCCUCCUCCACUCCUGGAACGGAACGAAAUUAAAAUCAUCAAAUAUAGAUGA